This is a messenger RNA of Rhipicephalus microplus (southern cattle tick), 948 nucleotides long. RefSeq lists its product as uncharacterized. Lineage: Eukaryota; Metazoa; Arthropoda; Arachnida; Ixodida; Ixodidae. The record is from RefSeq and is a predicted model, not a curated record.
CCUUCCCAGGACUGCAGCUACCAGCAGCAAUGGUUGCCUUUUAUACCAGCCUCAUCUUGGCCCUUGUUGCCGGGGCUCUGGGUCAUCCAGUCGUCCCAGCAGGUCUUGGGUUCGGAUACGUAGCCGCUCCAGCCACUCUCCCCUACCUGACAGCCCCAGCCUUCACCCCGGUAGUUGCAGCCGCUCCAGCCGUGACGUACCAUGCAGCUCCAGCGGUUGCCACUGUUGCCGCCGCCCCAGCGGCAACCGUCACUAAAGUGGACACCUACCACGCUGCCCCAGUUGUUACCAGCGUUGCCGCAGCUCCAUCCGCUGCUGCCGGCCCGACCUCCACUGUCACCAAUGUGGACACUUACCACGCGGCUCCAGUGGUCACUAAGGUGACGACAGUCGAGGCUGGUCCAGCCGUUCCCAAGGUAGCCACGGUCCACGCUACGCCUGCUGUUACCAGGGUAGAUACUACGUAUCAUGCCGCCCCUGUCGUAGCUGCUACGCCUGCCGUCACCAAGGUUGCGACCGCUCACGCUGCUGCUCCAACCGUGACCCACGUCGACACCUACCAGGCUACUCCAACGGUUGCCACUGUGGCCGCAGCCCCAGUGUUGGCUUCAGCUCCAGCCGUUGCAGUGAUUGCUGCGGUUACUCACGCCGUGCCCCCUUUUCCUGCAUACCACGCUGCUCAACUAGUGGCUGGCCCUGCUCCGGUCUACGGAUACGAUGUCGGAGCUCUCGGCUCUGGCCUAGGACACUAUGGCUACGGAUACGGCCUAGGCGCUUACGGCCUCAACUAUGGUUAUGGCCUCGGCUCUCCUUUUCACUAUUCCAACCUUCUCCUCCGCAAGAGAAAAUGAACUAAACAAGACAUCGAGAAAGACCUACAGCUGCCCCUAGAAGACCAACACCCUUGAAAUUGGCAUUUUAAAUAAAGCAACAGCUGAGGCAGAACAA